This is a messenger RNA of Python bivittatus (Burmese python), 855 nucleotides long. NCBI's taxonomy places the organism in Eukaryota, Metazoa, Chordata, Lepidosauria, Squamata, Pythonidae. The record is from RefSeq and is a predicted model, not a curated record.
AUGUUGAAGCAACUAUUAUUUUUCAUCAUUAAGAUUCCAGGCACAAUUUUUUACUUUUUGAAAAAGUUAAGCUCACGUGAACGCAAACGCUAUCCACCAGGACCUUUUCGGCUUCCUUUCAUAGGAAGCCUGUGGCGGCUUGGGAUUAAGCUAUCGGAGAAUACUUUCACAAAGCUGGCAAAGCAAUAUGGGAACAUUUAUUCUCUGUGGGUAGGGAGUCAUCAUGCUAUAAUCCUCUCUGGAUACCAAACUGUGAAAAAAGGAUUGAUUGACAAUUCAGAAGCCUUUGCUGAUCGUCCGCUCACACCUUUUAUUUUAGCUGUUACCAAAAACAGAGGUAUUGGCUUUUCAAACGGUCAUGUCUGGAUGCAGCAAAGACGGUUUGGUGUUGUUACCAUGAGGAAACUGGGACUGGGAAAAAAAGGUUUGGAAUCCCAAAUCCAAGAGGAGACCCAACAGCUAGUGGAGCUCUUUGCACGUACAGAGGGGCAGGCAUUUGAUCCAGCACUACCCAUCACAAAUUCAGUGUGCAACAACAUCUGUGCUGCAGUUUUUGGACAUCGGUUUUCCACUGAUGACAAGGACUUCCUGGAGUUGAUGGAAGCAAUUCAGGUUUCCUUAAAAUUUGGAGGCAGCUUCUUCCAUGGUCUCUAUGAAGUUUUCCCACGUAUCAUGAAACUUCUGCCAGGCCCUCACCAGACUGCCCUGUCUGCAUUUGAGAUGCUUUUUUCAUUUGCAAGGAAGCAGAUUAAACAGCAUAAGGAGAACCAGAACCUGCAUGAACCACAGGAUCUCAUUGAUUUCUAUCUGUUUCAAAUAGAAAAAGUAAGCUUUUACAUUAUAUGGGAAUACUGA